AUGGUAACAGGUAUAGAGGCUGCCGGCAUCGCUCUUGCCAUUCUGCCCUUGAUAGUCAAUCAGGCAGACAACUAUGUGCAGGGGUUCGAAACGCUCAAAACCUUUCGAAGUCGAAAGUAUCGACAGCACAUGGAAAGCUAUUACAACAGCCUUUCCACUCAGCGAACCAUUCUCGAGAAUGUUCUGGAGCGGUGCUUCCAGGGUGUAGUUGAGUACGAAGAAGAUAUAUCCGAGUUGAUCAAUAAUCCUUCAGGACCCUUGUGGCACGAUCCAACCUUUCAAAAUAUGCUCUGCAAGAAACUCGGUCGAAACUUCGAUAACUUUAUACGAACAGUGACAGAACUAGCAGGGCUGCUGGAAGAGUUUUCCGCGAAGUUAGGGUUAUUGACUCAAGACUCAAUGAAAACGCCCGAGAUACUAUGGAAUAAUUCCCCUGUGGCAGAGCGAGAGAUCAAGAAGAUCAAAGAUAUACUCUCCAAAUCGAUCUACACCGACUAUAUAGACAAGAUUAAAAAUGCCAAUGCAACUCUUCAAACACUUGUGGAACAGUCAGAAUACCGAGAGACCAUUCGGAGAAAGGAACGAUUACCAAAAAGACAGCUACUGAGUAUCAAAACUGCACGGGGAAUUGCGUACAGUUUAUACGGCAUAAUUACUCGUGGGGAAUUCUGGAAUUGUCAUUGCCGAGAUCAACAUCGCGCCCAAAUUCAACUGGGCGUAUUCAGAAGCGAUGAUACUACUGAAGCAUCCGGGAUACCGAAGUUCCGGAUGAUGCUUACUUCAAAGGCUUUGUUUGAGCCCGCAACCUCAUGGCAUUGGCAAGAGGUUGAGACCGAAUCCUCAACGACCGAUACACAAACGUCAGAAGCUAGAUCGGCUUCAAAGAAGGGCAAACUCCCUGUGGUGCGGGAGAUUAAGGUCAAGUUUGCUCUGGCGACACUGCCUCUACAGAGCGUUCCAUGGCCCAAAGUUGAGAGCAUCCACUUGGGACUACCAAUCAAGAAUUUAUGCACCACCCUCUGUGAUAUUAAAGCCAAUAAUCGCAUUUGCGAAGAACGAAAACUGAUUGGUUUCUUAUCUGACCAGAGCCAUCGGCACACCAUUUAUGCCAUUGGGGAUUCUACUAUAAAUCUCCAGUUACAGUCACUCGAAGCCUUGCUCAUGUCUUCAUCAAGCCCAAGGGAUAUACAGGAUUCAUCUAAGAUAGUUCUCAGACGACGCGAUCGUUUGCGGUUAGCCGCCAGUCUCUCCAGCGGUAUCCUCCAGUUCCAUGGUAGUUGGCUGAAGGCACAAUGGCGGACGAAGGACAUUAUGCUCAGGAGAAGAAGCGAAUCCCAAAACAAGUCUCUUGAUUCCAUAUAUCUAGUGCAGCAGACACCACCAGAAAAUGCCAAUCAGGUCGGUACGCCAACGGCACAACAAAACAGCCCUCCAACACAUCUUAUCCGAAAUGAAAUCCUCUUCCCCCUAGUCCUGGCGCUUGUCGAGUUAUCCCUAGGUCAGACUAUCGCCUCAUUGCGUAAACCUGAGGAUGGUGACCCUGUAGAGGCGGUAGCAAAUCUCAAAACUGCCCAUCGUCUUCUUCCAGAUGUCCUUAACGAGAGUGGGAUAGGGUAUCAGGAGGUCGUUGACAAGUGUCUGGUUUGGCCUGGUAGGAAAGACGUCAAAUUUGAUGACGAAGAAUUUCAGAGGACAGUGUUCCAAUCGAUAAUCACUCCAUUGGUAGAAGACUUGAAACAUUUUGAAGGAGAGUAG
This is a messenger RNA of Talaromyces marneffei, 1755 nucleotides long. RefSeq lists its product as uncharacterized. The record is from RefSeq and is a predicted model, not a curated record. Lineage: Eukaryota; Fungi; Ascomycota; Eurotiomycetes; Eurotiales; Trichocomaceae. The transcript has 2 exons. The coding region runs from base 1 to 1755 and encodes 584 amino acids.